AUGUCUGCAGUCGGAGAUGAAACCACGCGCUUAUUUGGGGAAGAUGAACAAAAUCGACACGGCGGAAAUAAAAGGAACGCUUCUCGCUCGCUUAGAAUUCCAGGUCCCAAGACUCGAGCUUACCACCGGCGAUGGUGGGUGAUGGCGGUAUUUUGUUCAGUGGGGUGUAACCAAUCUAUGGUAUGGAAUACGUGGAGCCCCGUCGCGGAAUCGGCGGAACUCGCCCUCGGAUGGAGUGACGGUAACGUAGCAUCGGCCGUUAAUCUCUCCAACAUCAGCUACCUUAUCUUCGUUAUACCGGUAUGCAUGUACAUGGACACGAAAGGACUGCGGAUCGCAACGAUAUUGGGAACAUUGUUAGUAGCAGUUGGAGCGGCCAGUCGGUGUUUUUCUCUCGAAUAUUCGGCGAUAACGUCGACGUCAUAUCUAUGUGCGAUAGCAGACGGGAUAGGAGCAUCUGUGCCAUUUUCGGGCCCGGCUUUACUUGCGGCAAUCUGGUUCCCCGUGCACCAAAGGCCUCUGGCAACAGCGUUUGCCUCAUUCUUCAACUAUUUCGGGGUUUCUUUAUCGUUUGUUGUCGGGCCUGCGUUUGUACCCGACCCAUAUUAUUCGUGGAGCGCUGCAAACCUAUCCGAUGUGGAAACCAGUGCGAACAAUAAGUCUGACAGAAUAGUGACAAAUAUGGAAGAAAUAAAGUCGGGCAUACGUAAUCUAUUAUACUUCUACGCUGCCCUAGCGGUACUUUCCUUAGGCUUUGUCCUGGUGUAUUUCCCAGCAAAGCCCCCGACUCCUCCGAGCAUCACAGCCUCCGUCAACCGCAUCAGCUACAAGCAAGCGAUGAUGCAAAUUCUGUGCAACCGGUCUCUAUGGCUGGUAGUCGUUGCGGGCGCAAUGCCUAUCGGGAUAGUGGGUACUUGGAUCGCGAUUCUGGACGUGGUUGUAAAACCAAUAGGGGUAACCCAGAUUGACGCAGGGUGGAUAGGAUUUUGGCAUACGCUUAUCGGCUGUUUCUCUGGUAUACUUAUCGCGAAAUUCGCUGACCUUUUCCAUCGCCGAAGAAAGGUUUUUCUAAUGAUUCUUUUCUCCGGCGCCGCGGUGUUUGCAGUGUGGUUUGCGUUGGUAACCAACGGGACGAUUCCAUACAGCGUCGCGCAACUGUACGCCGCGGGAAUCUUGCUUGGCGUCUGCGUAAACGGAACUACCCCGUUGUUUUACGAGAUGUGCGCGGAAGCCUCCUACCCCGUGGCGGAAGGUGUGACGGGCGGUCUCUUCACUGCAGUGAACUGCGUUUUCGGGAUAGUGUUCCUUUCUCUGUUAUCCGUGCCUGGGAUCGGGACGCAGUGGAUGACCUGGGCCGCCGUGGCCUCCGUCGCGGCGGCGGUACCUCUAAUGUGUCUGUUUCCGGAGCGAUACAAUAGAAGCGAUAUCGACAUGCACAUCGCUAGCAAAGAUGUUGAUAAUGUUGUUUUCUAGCUCAUAGGCUAUAACCAGUACACCCGUCAUAAGGCUGUGUAACUGAUCUUGUUUCUAUAAAAAAAACAAUAGUGACUGCUUCACAGAACGUUUAAUCAAAUGCUCAUCGAACUAAAACACUUAAUCUGUUAUGUUGACAUAUUUUCUUUAGAGCAUUAGGGGUACACGGCUACGAAGUAAGAACAAAGAUCUAUAAAUACACAUGUUUCUUGAUAGAAAUUUGGU
This is a messenger RNA of Dreissena polymorpha, 1698 nucleotides long. RefSeq names its product solute carrier family 49 member 4 homolog. The record is from RefSeq and is a predicted model, not a curated record. The coding region runs from base 1 to 1473 and encodes 490 amino acids. The transcript has a single exon. Gene Ontology annotation, cellular component: intracellular membrane-bounded organelle; membrane. Gene Ontology annotation, biological process: transmembrane transport. NCBI's taxonomy places the organism in Eukaryota, Metazoa, Mollusca, Bivalvia, Myida, Dreissenidae. Gene Ontology annotation, molecular function: transmembrane transporter activity.